Strongylocentrotus purpuratus (purple sea urchin) is the source of this 2107-nucleotide messenger RNA. Its product is annotated as creatinase. NCBI's taxonomy places the organism in Eukaryota, Metazoa, Echinodermata, Echinoidea, Camarodonta, Strongylocentrotidae. The coding region runs from base 213 to 1472 and encodes 419 amino acids. Gene Ontology annotation, molecular function: creatinase activity. The transcript is spliced from 6 exons. The record is from RefSeq and is a predicted model, not a curated record.
UACAGACUAAGGAUUAAUCCCCCCCAGUUUAGUAAACAUUACCCUACCAGCAUAAAUGGACGAACUUGGAGAUUAAGACUUGAGCAGGGAUCGGUCAGCAUGCAUAGUGUACAACAUGUGUCAUUCUACAUUUUGAGUGAGCACUGAGUACACCAACUGACUUGUUUCUCCUCAUCUUUGAUUAUUUCCAGAUUCAAUAAUAGACAAACAAGAUGGAUUGCGCUCACGCUCCCCAGGAUUCGUCCAACGAUGAAAUGCCCAAACUUUAUACCAUGAACAACGGAAAGAAGGUCACUCCAACUUUUUCGAAAGCAGAGAUGGACCGUCGGAUAGCGAUGGUGAGGAAAUACAUGGCAGAAAAUGACAUCGGUGGAACCCUCUUCACCUCAAUGCAUAACGUGAACUACUUCUCAGACUUCCUCUAUUGCUCCUUCGGUCGUCCCUAUGGCUUGGUCGUCACUGCAGACAAAGUCACAAGCAUCUCUGCAGGAAUUGACGCUGGACAACCCUGGAGACGGACCAGUACUGGAGGUAACGUCGUCUACACGGACUGGCAACGGGACAACUUCUGGACGGCCGUUCAGCAGGAACUGGCCGAUGUGCCUUCGGGAUCGAAGAUUGGUUGCGAGUUCGACCACAUGACGCUCGAGAAUAAAGUGAAGCUCGACAAGGCUGUUUCGGGAAAGGGCAUCGUCGACGUCGGAACACCGAUGAUGAUGCGGAGAUUGAUCAAGUCUGAUGAGGAGAUUGCGCUGAUCACUGAAGGUGCUAGGAUAUGUGAUCUUGGAGGCAAAGCGGUGGUCGACGCCAUUGCGGAGGGUGUUGGUGAACACGAAGUGGCCCUCCGUGGGACUGAGGCCAUGGUCAUGGAGAUAGCCAAGAGUUUCCCAGAUGCAGAGCUUAGAGAUACCUGGAUUUGGUUCCAAUCUGGAAUCAAUACGGACGGAGCCCAUAACCCUGUGACGUCACGCAAAAUCCAGAAAGGCGACAUUCUUAGUAUGAACACAUUCCCCAUGAUCGCUGGAUAUUACACUGCUCUCGAACGCACGCUUUUCUGCGACCACGUCCCCUCAGACCGUCAUAUGGAAGUAUGGAAGAAGAACUGCGAAAUCCAUCGCCGUGGUAUGGCCCUGAUCAAGCCAGGUGUUCGAGUGUGCGACAUCGCCGCCGAGCUCAACGACAUGUAUCGCAAAUUCGAUCUCCUCAAGUACCGGAGCUUCGGCUACGGCCAUUCGUUCGGUGUGCUAUGUCACUAUUACGGCAGAGAGGCUGCUCUGGAGAUACGUGAAGACAUCGAUACAGUAUUAGAACCCAACAUGGUGGUCUCGAUGGAGCCUAUGGUCACCAUACCCGAAGGAGAGCCUGGUGCAGGAGGCUACAGGGAACACAACAUUCUCGUCGUGACGAAAGAUGGCGCUCGAAACAUCACUCAUUUCCCAUUUGGUCCAGAGCACCUUGUCGUCAAAAAAUGAUAUUCUUACAGGGAAGAUAUUGAAUUCGGCCAAUCUAUUUGUAUUAUCAAUAAUUGUUACCAUUCAGUAUAAUACAAGGUGCACAAAUCCAUCUUUGAUGGGGGGGGGGAGUAAACAUGACGAGGAGAAUAAGCAUAUACGAUUUUAAAACGGGGGAUCGAGGAAGUGGGGUGGACAAAGAUCCCUCCCAGCAGAUUAACUCACUCCCCCAAUGUCAAAUAAGUUUCGCUCUAAGAUUGAGUAAUUAAUCAAUUAAUCUUAAAAUCAUGUUUCAAAACUGGUAGAAAGAGGACAACUAAAUAUAAAUAAAUGGAAGAAAGUAGAAGGGAGAGUUAAUCAUCAUAUUCGUAAGAUGUAGACCGUACAUAUAUAUAGUGAGAAACCAUUUUUCUUAGGCAUUCAUCAUCAUCAUAUAUAUAUAUACAUAUAACUCUAAUAAAUUGGUUGCGUAUCCAGAAUAUAGGACAGAGCUGUUGCAGUCGUACUCCUAAAUAAUUUCCCAUCUAGAAGAUUUUUUUUUAAAUAGUAGCAGGCGAAUAAUAACACGGUAUGAAUGUCUCAUUAUUUUUCUUUGUUGCCUGCCAUUACCCAGCUGCGGUAAUCCAAUGUCGCACCCGGGACAAGCAAUACAAUUU